UUUGGCCCUCACAAAAAUAUCUGUCCACAACGCCACGCCCCCCUUCUUCCCAUUGCCAUUCCCAUUUUCACACAAACCCCCAUUUAUUCCCUUCCCUUCCCUUCCCCCUUUCUUUCUUCUUCCGUACGUUAAUAUCUCUCUCUCUCCCUCUCUAACCCCUUCUUCCAUUUUCCUUCUUUAAACCUCUCUCUCUCUCUCUCUCUCUCUCUCUCUCUCUCUCUCUCUGUGUGUGUUCAAUGGCAGCCACAUAAUUUUCAUUCCCUCUUCUCCUUCACCAACUUCACUUAUGGGUGGCGGUUCCGUUGGAGCUUUGGUUCCUACUGUCAAAACUGAGCCUUCUACUCUCGACUCCACUCCUUCUUCUUCUCCUCCUCCUCCUCCUCCUCCUUUGCCUCCUUCUCCUCCUCCCCCGCCUCCCUCCGACCUAAUGCCUCAAUUCCUACCGGAGGAUGCCAAUGCUGCUGCUGCUACUCCCACUCCUACUGCCGCCGCCUCUCAUUCUGAUACCGAUGAUUUGGAUAAGGAUAUGCUUUGCCCUAUUUGCAUGCAGAUCAUUAAGGAUGCCUUUCUCACUACUUGUGGACAUAGCUUUUGUUAUAUGUGUAUUGUUACUCAUCUUCGGAAUAAGAGUGAUUGCCCUUGUUGCGCUCAUUUUCUCCGGAGUACCAGCAUUUUCCCCAAUAUUUUGCUUGAUAAGUUGUUAAAGAAAACUUCUGCUCGUCAGAUAAAGAAGACUACAUCCCCAUUUGGAUAUCUUCAACAGGCAUUACAAAAGGGAUGUGACAUGACAAUAAAGGAUCUGGAAGAACUUUUAACUCUCCUCGCCGAGAAGAAAAGAAAAAUGGAGCAAGAAGAAGCAGAGACAAAUAUGCAAAUUUUACUUGGCUUCUUGUAUUGCUUGAGAAAGCAAAAGCUCGAGGAGCUUAAUGAGAUACAAGCUGAUCUUCACUACAUUAAGGAAGAUAUAAGCUCUGUGGAGAAGCAGAGAUUGGAACUACAUAGGUCUAAAGAAAGGUAUUCAGGAAAAAUGAAAAUGCUGGCCGAUGACACUGUAUCCACAAAAUCACGGUCUUCAUUAAUCGACAAGCAUGGAAAUGGAAUUAAUAGUGGCGUCCAACGGUCACAAGGCUGGAUGAGUUCUGGGAAUUCCCCCAACCCUAGAGCAGAUGCGAAGAUACAAUUAAGCUCCCAGGGACCACUUAGAAAAGAUGCUUAUUGUAGUUCAGAUUUGCAUUCUAUUGCACAAUCUGGACUAACUGUAGCAAAUAAAAGGCGGGUUCAUACACAGUUUAAUGAAUUGCAAGAUUGCUAUCUGCAAAAACGACGAAAUUGGAGGAAACAAUUGUAUAAACAAGAAGAUAGGGACAUAAAGUUUAGUGGCGGAGAAAGUUAUAAUCCAGCUCUUGAAGAUUUUCAAUCUGUGCUAACUUCUUUUAUGCGAUACAGCCGAUUGAGGGUCAUUGCGGAACUUCGACAUGGCGAUCUUUUUCAUUCAGCAAAUAUUGUAUCAAGUAUAGAGUUUGAUCGUGAUGACGAAUUCUUUGCUACAGCUGGUGUCUCACGUUGUAUCAAGGUUUUUGAGUUUAGCUCGGUAGUAAAUGAACCAGCAGAUGUUCACUUUCCAGUUGUGGAGAUGUCUACUCGGUCAAAACUUAGCUGCUUGAGCUGGAACAAGUACACAAAAAGUCAUAUUGCUAGUAGUGAUUAUGAGGGAAUAGUAACUGUCUGGGAUGUUAACACUCGUCAGAGUGUUAUGGAGUACGAAGAACAUGAAAAACGAGCUUGGAGUGUUGAUUUUUCACGUUCUGAACCUUCCAUGCUUGUAUCAGGCAGUGAUGACUGUAAGGUCAAAAUUUGGUGCACAAGACAGGAAGCUAGUGUGUUUAACAUUGACAUGAAGGCAAAUGUUUGCUCGGUCAAGUACAACCCAGGAUCUAGCUUAUACGUGGCUGUGGGUUCCGCUGAUCAUAAUAUCCACUACUACGACUUGAGAAAUAUCAGCCAACCGCUGCAUGUUUUUAAUGGCCAUAAGAAGGCUGUUUCUUAUGUGAAAUUCUUGUCGAACAACGAACUUGCUUCUGCAUCAACUGACAGCACUUUGCGGUUGUGGGAUGUAAAGGAAAAUCUGCCUCUGUGUGUGUAUAGAGGACACACAAACGAGAAGAAUUUUGUGGGUCUAACAGUUAACAGUGAAUACAUAGCAUGCGGCAGUGAAACUAAUGAAGUUUUCAUUUACCACAAGGCUAUAUCAAAACCAAUGGCUUGGCAUAGGUUUAGUUCAGAUUUGGAAGAUAAUGAUGAAGAUGCAGGUUCAUAUUUCAUAAGUGCUGUUUGUUGGAAGAGUGAUAGCCCAACAAUUUUAACAGCAAACAGCCAAGGAACAAUCAAAGUGCUGGUACUUGCACCCUAAAUCCCAAUAAGCUUGAGAGACAGAGAAAAGACAAGGAAAGUAUAAUAAGGUAACAAAAUUCCUCACCCUCAGUCUGUGUAUAUGGUGAUAUUGAUAUUACUUCCAUGUAUAUCACCUUGUAAAUUUGGUUUUCAUUCAACUUCUGUGGAAAGGGUGGAUUAUGCAAUGGACUCCAUCUCCUCACUUAGAUAUAUUCUUCUCUUUUUUUGGGUUAGGGUUAGUGGGAAUAUUGGUAGAAAUAUGUGAUUAUUUGCAAGCUAAGUUUAGAAUGAAUAUUUGUUGGAGAGUUGAAAAGAGUUCAAUACAUAGUUUGAAAUACUGCAAAUGUUUGUAUAUUAUAACAUUGAACUUUGAUGGGGAGAGACAAAUGUAGACAUUCAUAAAUACUUAGAAGUUAUGUAAAGGAAAUGAAAUGAAAUUUAAACUUGAUUAUUGUCAUUCAAAA
Cucumis melo (muskmelon) is the source of this 2855-nucleotide messenger RNA. RefSeq names its product E3 ubiquitin-protein ligase COP1-like. Gene Ontology annotation, biological process: proteasome-mediated ubiquitin-dependent protein catabolic process. Lineage: Eukaryota; Viridiplantae; Streptophyta; Magnoliopsida; Cucurbitales; Cucurbitaceae. Bases 287 to 2410 code for a protein of 707 amino acids. The transcript is spliced from 13 exons. Gene Ontology annotation, molecular function: ubiquitin protein ligase activity; protein binding. The record is from RefSeq and is a predicted model, not a curated record.